This is a messenger RNA of Pseudozyma hubeiensis SY62, 1023 nucleotides long. RefSeq lists its product as hypothetical. The record is from RefSeq and is a predicted model, not a curated record. The transcript has a single exon. Bases 1 to 1023 code for a protein of 340 amino acids. NCBI's taxonomy places the organism in Eukaryota, Fungi, Basidiomycota, Ustilaginomycetes, Ustilaginales, Ustilaginaceae.
AUGAAGACCAUUCCUUUCGUUUCAGCGCUUAUCGUUGUUCUCAGUGUCGUCACGGCGACGCCUCUGCUCAGCCUUCCCCGGCCCAGCUCGGAUCCACCCAUCACCACACCCAAAUCCGUCCUCGACCGCGGUCUGGAAUGUCAAACCGGCUCACCCUCGCGCCAAACGCGCCCCAUCCUGCUCGUUCCAGGAACCGGCGUCACGGGUCAACAAUCCUUCGCGUCCAACUGGAUCCCGCUCUCGACGCUGCUCGGAUACUCACCCUGCUGGAUCUCUCCUCCGCCGUUCAUGCUGAACGAUUCGCAGAUCAACUCGGAGUACAUUGUGAAUGCGGUGCACACGCUGUACUCCGGAUCGGGUGGGAAGGUUCCGGUGGUGACGUGGUCGCAGGGCGGGUUGGCGGUGCAGUGGGCGCUGACGUUUUUCCCGAGCAUCCGGGGAAAGGUGGAUCGGUUGAUGGCCUUCGCACCGGACUACAAGGGGACUGUAGAGGCAGGAUUGCUGUCGACCUUUGGACUCGCGGCGGAAUCCGUGUGGCAGCAACAGGCGGGUUCAGCCUUCUUGACCGCCUUGAAAAAUGCCGGUGGUUUGACACGCAUCGUUCCCACCACAAACCUCUACUCGUCAGUCGAUGAGAUCGUCCAACCGCAGUUUACAAACUCCCCCGUAGACUCGAGCUACCUGGAUAACUCGAUGAACGUUCAGAUGCAGCAAAUCUGCGGAGGUGGCUUCAUCGUAGACCACGCGGGAAGUUUGACCUCGCAGUUCUCUUGGAUGGUGGGGAGGUCGGCGUUGGGUUCAAAGACGGGUGAAGCGGUGAGUGGAGAGUUUGGAAAGCAGGAUUGCAAUGCUACCGCGGCGGAGCCGUUGUCGGCACAGCAAAAGUCGGAUGCGGGUGGACUGCUGUUGGUCGCAGCGGGGAAUUUGCUGGGUGGUCCCAAGGUCAAGUGCGAACCGGAUCUGAUGGAGUAUGCCAGGAAGUAUGCAACAGGCAUGAAGACUUGUUCGGGUGUGAUCAUGUGA